This is a messenger RNA of Drepanopeziza brunnea f. sp. 'multigermtubi' MB_m1, 1131 nucleotides long. RefSeq lists its product as uncharacterized. NCBI's taxonomy places the organism in Eukaryota, Fungi, Ascomycota, Leotiomycetes, Helotiales, Drepanopezizaceae. Gene Ontology annotation, molecular function: GTPase activator activity. Gene Ontology annotation, biological process: regulation of endocytosis; regulation of ARF protein signal transduction. The record is from RefSeq and is a predicted model, not a curated record. Gene Ontology annotation, cellular component: Golgi membrane.
AUGUCCAGCAAAGCCAUGUGGGAGGUGGACCCGGAGACUCGAUCAAAGCUUCUCGAGAUUCAAAAGGUCAACGGCAACGACCGCUGCGCGGACUGCGGUGCCCCUUCCCCGCAGUGGGCGUCGCCCAAGUUCGGCGUCUUCAUCUGCCUCAGCUGCGCGGGUGUGCAUCGCGGGCUGGGUGUGCACAUCAGUUUCGUGCGGAGUAUCACUAUGGAUGCGUUCAAGGCGGUGGAGAUUGAGCGGAUGCGGUUGGGGGGCAAUGCGGUGUGGAGGGAGUUCUUUGAGAAGGCCGAGGGGAACGAGAUGGCGGGGAUUACUUGGGACGACGCCACGAUCGCAGAACGCUAUUCCGGCGAGGUAGGAGAGGAAUACAAAGAGCGGCUCUCUGCGAAAGUAGAGGGGAGAGAAUACGUCCCCGGCGCCAAGCCUCCGCCCUCGUCCAUCCCUCCCGCCAGUAGCACAACAUCCCGCUCCCAAACCCCCCUCGGCGCCCGCGCUUCUUCCCCCUCGCACUCGGGAGUAGCGGGCGGCAAAGUCAACGUGGACGAUAAAUACUUUGCCGGGCUCGGCGCUGCCAAUGCCUCUCGCUCCACAGAUCUCCCCCCUUCACAAGGUGGAAAAUAUGCUGGGUUUGGAAGCACGCCCAUAGUGGACGAGAGCGCGGAGGCGAAGUUGCCAGGCCUGGAUGAUCUGCAGCGGGAUCCUGUGGCAGCGCUGACGAAGGGAUUCGGAUGGUUUACGACGACGGUGGGGAAGACGGCGAAGACUGUGAACGAGGGGUACAUACAGCCGACGGCUAUGAAGGUAGCAGAAUCCGACCUCGCCGCCCAAGCCCGCAUCGCCGCCGCCAACGUGGCCAAAGGCGCGUCCGCGGGUGCCAAAAAUGCCGCAGACGGCUUCAAUCGCUUCGUAGAGGGGAAUGGCGCGGGUGGCGGUAGCGGGGGCAGUUAUAGGAGUGUGCCAAUUGAUGAGAGUAAGAAAGACUUCUGGGACAGCUUUGCUGAUGCGGGGGUUCAGAGGCAAGGGGGAAGUGCGAUUGGGACGAGUGCUGUGAAGAAGAAUGGUAGUGGAAAUGGAAAUGGUGGGGUGGCGAAGGGGAAGCUGGAUGAUGCGGAUUGGGAUAAGUGGUAG